CACCGCUCCUCCGCGGCGGAAGCUAGUCCCUCCCUGCGGCGCGUCUUCAGGCUCCGCUACUUCAUCGCCGUCAUGGUAAUAACCGAAACCAACAUGGAGGAUAUUACUCAUGUCGUCACAAACACAAUACGAGCGCGUUUUAUGUUAUCACGUCGAAGGUUUUUGGCGUGGAAAGCCGUGACGUAGGCAGAAGAACGAAAGCCUCUGAGGUGAUAAAUGGAGCUGCAUCAUGAGGACGAGGAAAGGCAGAUUGAGAUCAGAUCUUCAGUUGUUCACAUCUGAUCCUAGCAUCCUUCAUCCACGCUGCUGGUCCCGGAUCUCAGAUACUCUCAGGAUUUAAUUCUGCUGAAAUCUUUGGAAUUUUCUCCGUUUUUUGAUAAAGUUUUGUUUGUUUUUCAUAAAGGCGGCCAUGAUGGCGCCGACGUUGACCAGUAGGAACUACGACUACGACACCGUCCAGCCCUACUUUCUCCUGGACAGAGAGGAGGAGGAUUUCUACCCCCCUCCUCAGAGCCACCUCCUCCCUGGUCCAGGUGAGGACAUUUGGAAGAAGUUUGAGCUCCUGCUGACCCCCCCUUUGUCCCCCAGCCGGACGCCCCCCCAGAAUGACUCCCACCUGUCUGCUGCAGAGCACCUGGACGCUGUGUCUGACCUCCUGGAUGAAGACACCAACUCCUCAUCAUUCCUCCAGUCCUUCAUCAUCCAGGACUGCAUGUGGAGCAGCAGCUUUGCAGCUGCCUCCAAACUGGAGAGGAUGGUCUCCAAGAGGCUGGCGUCCCUCCAGAGUCGCCGGGACUCGUCGGACACCGACAGCAUUCCAGAUGUGUCCUCUGAACCUCAAGUGAGCCGGUCCCAGGUGAAACCAGAGUACCUGCAGGACCUCCACACUGCAGCAUCCAAAUGCAUCAACCCAGGUGUUGUGUUCCCGUUUGCCACAACCAGCGAGAAGCAGAACUUGGAUGGAGAAGGGAUGGAAAUGGGAUCAGAGCUGGAUCUGGAAUCGCCACAACUCAGCAGCAGCGACAGCGAAUCAGAAGAGGAAGAGGAGGAUGGAGAGGAAGCAGAGAUUGACGUAGUGACGGUGGACAGGCGGAGAACGUCUCGGCCCUCUGAAGCUUCACCUCUGGUCCUCAAACGCUCUCACAUCAACGUCCAGCAGCACAACUACGCCGCCCCACGGCCUGUUGGGAAACGGCGGAGGACAGAGGCCACGGGAACGGGGCAGAGCAGAAGGCGGCGGUGUUGGAGUCCGUGGUACGACGGAGAAGACAAAGACAAACGCAGGACUCAUAACGUCCUGGAGAGACAGCGACGCAACGAGCUGAGGGUGAGCUUUCUGUCCCUGAGGGACGAAGUCCCCGAGCUGAAGGACAAGGACAAGACGUCCAAGGUGGUGAUCCUGAAGAAGGCCACGGAGUUCAUCAUGGAGCUCUCCGAGGAGGAGGACAGGAUACGGAGGACGAAGGAUGAGCUGAUGAAGAGGAGCGAAGAGCUGAGAGGAAGACUCCAGCUGCUCAGGACUUUCAAAUAAACCAGUUUUGUUUGUUUUGUUUGUUUUUGUUUGUUUUCAUGUUGGAAGCUGAGCUCUGAGCAGCUCUGGGAUCAGUUUGUAUUUAUUAUAAUUUAUUACAGUGAUUUUCGAAAACAUCGUGUGUUUAAACAGAUUUUAUUUUUUUAUUUCUUCUGCUGUUCUGGAGGAUGUCCUCUGCAGACCUUUCAAAAUAAAAGCAUCUCCUGUUUGGAGCAUUCUGGA
This is a messenger RNA of Nothobranchius furzeri (turquoise killifish), 1753 nucleotides long. Its product is annotated as transcriptional regulator Myc-1. Gene Ontology annotation, molecular function: RNA polymerase II cis-regulatory region sequence-specific DNA binding; protein dimerization activity; DNA-binding transcription factor activity, RNA polymerase II-specific. The record is from RefSeq and is a predicted model, not a curated record. Gene Ontology annotation, biological process: positive regulation of cell population proliferation; regulation of transcription by RNA polymerase II. Lineage: Eukaryota; Metazoa; Chordata; Actinopteri; Cyprinodontiformes; Nothobranchiidae.